Molecule: messenger RNA, 2604 nt
Organism: Nerophis ophidion (straightnose pipefish)
Lineage: Eukaryota; Metazoa; Chordata; Actinopteri; Syngnathiformes; Syngnathidae
Product: neuronal acetylcholine receptor subunit alpha-2-like
Exons: 6
Coding region: 132-1988 (618 amino acids)
Biological process (GO): monoatomic ion transmembrane transport; regulation of membrane potential; nervous system process
Cellular component (GO): postsynaptic membrane; synapse; neuron projection
Molecular function (GO): transmembrane signaling receptor activity; acetylcholine-gated monoatomic cation-selective channel activity
Source: RefSeq, a predicted model, not a curated record
GCCAGGAGACAACAGGCAGGCGCCGCUCGGUCCAGAAGUCAGAGUGCGGGGGAGGGGGCGGACGGACGGACAGGGAGAACAUCGUUUGUCUGCUCAAUAAGAUGCGCUGAGGCGAGGACGGCACUGUUACCAUGGCGACGUGGCGCCGCUUGACAAGGACCAUGGAUGCAAACAAAUGCCUACUUUUCUUCACUCUCUGCACGCCGGUGUGUUGCUAUGCUGCACCGCGAGCCCAUGCCGAGGAGAAGCUACUCCGAGACCUCUUUGUGCGCUACAACAAGCUCCCCAGGCCGGUGGAAAACUCGUCGGACACGGUUCUCGUCCAGUUUGGACUGUCCAUCGCUCAGCUCAUAGACGUGGACGAGAAGAACCAGAUGAUGACCACCAACGUGUGGGUCAAGCAGGAGUGGAACGACUACAAGCUGCGCUGGAACCCGGACGACUACGAGAACGUCACCUCCGUCCGGAUUCCCUCAGAGAUCAUCUGGAGGCCCGACAUCGUCCUUUACAACAACGCCGACGGCGACUUUGCUGUGACGCACCUGACCAAGGCCCAGCUGUUCCAUGACGGGCGCGUCAAGUGGAUGCCCCCCGCCAUCUACAAGUCGUCGUGCAGCAUCGACGUCACCUUCUUCCCCUUCGACCAGCAGAGCUGCAAGAUGAAGUUUGGCUCGUGGACGUACGACCGCGCCAAGAUCGACCUGGUGGGCAUGGCGGGCGACGUGGACCAGAUGGACUACUGGGAGAGCGGCGAGUGGGUGAUCGUCAACGCGGUGGGCAAGUACAACACCAAGAAGUACGAGUGCUGCGCCGAGAUCUACGCCGACAUCACGUACUACUUCAUCAUCCGCCGGCUGCCGCUCUUCUACACCAUCAACCUGAUCAUCCCCUGCCUGCUCAUCUCCUGCCUCACCGUGCUGGUCUUCUACCUGCCGUCGCAGUGCGGCGAGAAGAUCACCUUGUGCAUCUCCGUGCUGCUCUCCCUCACCGUCUUCCUACUGCUCAUCACCGAGAUCAUCCCGUCCACCUCGCUGGUCAUCCCGCUCAUCGGCGAGUACCUGCUCUUCACCAUGGUCUUCGUCACGCUGUCCAUCGUCAUCACCGUCUUCGUCCUGAACGUGCACCACCGCUCGCCGCAGACCCACAGCAUGCCCCACUGGGUGCGACGGGUCUUCCUGGACGCCGUGCCCCGGGUGCUGUUCAUGAAGAGGCCGCCCGGCACGGCCAAGCGGAACUGCAAGAAGCUGAUUGAGAUGCUGCACCGGCCCGCCGUCGUAUCCGCCACGGGCAACUCCCAGACCUUCUGGACGGGUUUCGGCACCAGCGGACCCAAGACGCCGUCCGACGGUCCUGACAUCCACGUCUGUUCUCCGUCUCCGCCUGCCUCCCCUUUUAAGGACGAGACCCUGGUUAAAGCCCACAUCUUUUCCCGGUUGCCCCCGGAACAGUACUCCGGUCUACACAGAGGACACCACUUGUCUUCUUCUCUGUUGUCCUUGCCCCCGACGUUGCCUCUAGGCCCCCUCCGCCGCCAAUCCAAGGAAGACGCCAACGCGCUUUCCCCGAACGGACGCUCCCACAGCGUAGAGCAAAUAUCCGACUACCAGAGGGAGCCUCGGCAGCGUGAGCCGGGCAGCUUCUGCUACCGCUUCCUGCACAAUGAAGGACCGAAUAACUGGACGGAGUCUGCAGACAGGGCCGAACCACGAUCGCCCACAAAGUGCCUCAAAGCCGAGUCCACGAGAGAACCAGGGAACCCACCCGAGGGGGCGGUUCUGUCCAUCUCCCCGGCUGUGCAACGAGCCAUCGAGGGAGUUCAGUACAUCGCAGACCACCUCAGGGCCGAGGACGACGACUUCUCGGUGAAGGAGGACUGGAAGUACGUGGCCAUGGUCAUCGACAGGAUCUUCCUCUGGAUGUUCGUGCUGGUGUGUAUUCUGGGGUCCGUGGGACUCUUUCUUCCACCGUGGCUGGCCGGAAUGAUCUAAGAACUUCACCUCUCUUUUUCCCACCAGUCAAAGGGUUGCCCAAUUGUUGAUUUGCAUAAAGGUUAUAAACAGGACGGAAGGCACCAGAAGCGCGUACAUAGAGAGUUCCGUUUGACUUUGUGACACCAUUGCAAAGCUUUGUGGGUCCGAACGAUUCUAUUCCAUUUUAGAUUCCUGCGGUGAUCAUACGAUUCAGAAUUGAUUCUCGAUUCAUUGCGAUUCUUGCAAUGUGUUAUGUGAUAUAAUAAUUAUGAUGAAACUUUUUUCAAAAUAGGUUACAGGUUAGAAAAGCUAAAAAUAUUCAAUAUAUUGUAAAUUCUGAACUAUAAGCCGCUUCCUUUUUCCCACGAUUAUAAAACGGUGAGGCUGAUCUAAGGAUUUUUCUUCAAAUGUUAUCAAUAAACACAAGUAAAGACAUUUAAGUAGUGUGUUAUCAUUUGUGCAGUGGCACCUUUUUGUGGACAAGUUUUGAACCGGAAGUAAAAGUGCCGUUUUGUUUUCUAAGCCGUCCACAGAGUUCCGACUCGUAUGAUUCUUCGUUCAUCACACCAAACAACGUUUGUAAGUUUUACAAUGUAACUAAAACUAUUCUUACUUAAUAAAGCGUCCCAUGUGU